AAGAAAAGAGUAUUUAUUUUAGUGUUGGUGCCGGAUCGAAGAAAAAUCCAUGGCGGCUCGGCAAAUUCAGAAGCGAAUUCUGAGUGUUCUCUCUACCAAAACCUACAUCGCUCAAGGCUAAGCUAGUGAUGUAUAGAGGCAAAAAGGGUCAAAGAUUUUGAUUUUGAUGUAUUUAGUUGUAUGGAAGUAAAUGAAGAUUACCAUGGAGUUCUGUUUCUCCUUCAAGGUCAUCUUUUGGCAUGAACGAUAUAUUUUCAAGACGGUGUCUUCAAACAGUUGCAGGAAUCACCAAGCAGGCUGUUGAAGUAGGGGAAACUAAUAAAAACUGUGAUCCAGAUACUAAUACCGAUUCUGCUGCUGCAGUUGUUUCUAGUAUCAAGAAAGAGACCACAUACAAGUACACUGUGCAAUCUAAUCUUAAAACCUCCCCAAGACAUGACCUGAUGAUGAUCUUCACUUGCACAGUAUGUGAAACCAGAACCAUGAAAACAGUUUGUCGCGAGUCAUACGAGAAAGGUGUAGUGGUGGCUAGAUGUGAUGGUUGUAAAAACAUACACCUUAUUGCUGAUCGUCUCGGGUGGUUUGGUGAGCCUGGUAGCGUGGAAGACUUCCUGGCUGCUCGCGGAGAGGAAGUGAAAAAGGGCUGUGUUGAUACUUUAGGUUUUACACUCGAAGAUCUGGCAGGAAAGAAAACACUGGAAACUAUUAGGGGAGAAGUAGAAUCCAAAUCUGAGAUUUAGAAGUCAAAUCUGGAGAUUGAAAUUAAACAAGUUGAUUUUGUAAUGAACAUUGAAUAUGCAAGUCUAUAGUUACUUUGACAAUUCUUACAGCUUUUAUUUGCUUAUAAAUAUACAAAUUUAAGAGACU
Messenger RNA from Solanum pennellii, 867 nucleotides. RefSeq lists its product as uncharacterized. Gene Ontology annotation, biological process: protein import into mitochondrial matrix; protein folding; protein stabilization. Gene Ontology annotation, cellular component: mitochondrion. The coding region runs from base 240 to 740 and encodes 166 amino acids. Lineage: Eukaryota; Viridiplantae; Streptophyta; Magnoliopsida; Solanales; Solanaceae. The record is from RefSeq and is a predicted model, not a curated record. The transcript is spliced from 3 exons. Gene Ontology annotation, molecular function: zinc ion binding; protein-folding chaperone binding.